Alternaria burnsii is the source of this 1086-nucleotide messenger RNA. RefSeq lists its product as uncharacterized. Bases 1 to 1086 code for a protein of 361 amino acids. The record is from RefSeq and is a predicted model, not a curated record. NCBI's taxonomy places the organism in Eukaryota, Fungi, Ascomycota, Dothideomycetes, Pleosporales, Pleosporaceae. The transcript is spliced from 4 exons.
AUGCCCCUCAUCACGUCAAAGAAGACAGUCCCCAAGGCUUCAGCCUUUGUUUGGGAUAGCUUUCCGCCGCCGCCACCAGAGGCUGGAGACUGGCAGCCUGAUCCGGACAGUGUCCCGAAGGCAGGGAAUCUUCCUGAUCCCCGAUUCAAUCGCGAUCCUGAACAAGAUCGCCGGAGCAAGUCGUACAGGAAAGAAGCGAAGAUGUACGGCCAAGCUCUGAGCGAAAUUUCACUCUCACCAUCUACAAAAGGGAGCUCUCUCGGUCGUGGACUCGGUCAGUGGCCAGCACCAGCUGCAAGUAGUACGGGUUAUCCCAAGGACUUUAUGCAAAACGUCAAACCCACUUCACCAUCCCUGGAGUCCAUCAAAGUGCUCGAAAUCUCACGCAAACAUCGAUCGAUUAGUACCGAGCCGACCCCACCUGUUGCUGGGCCUCCCAAAGGCACGAUGGAGUUGAUGCCUGCACCAAAUUAUCGCCGUCCAGAGGUCCCAGUAUCGAGCACUAGAAAGUCAGCGUCCCCCACAAAGAGUCUAUCGUCAGGGUGGAAGGCCUCUAUAGAGAAGGCGAUAACAGAAGACGAGAGGAAGCUUGAUGUAUUGGUUGACACUACCACUACAUUCCGUCCCGAAGGUGUUCGCAAGAAGUCCAUCCCCCCGCACCUGAGGAGCAAGUCCGGUGAAGGCAAAACUAUCCCCCUGAUCAGCUCCGCACAGAGCUUCAACCCAAGCCUGAACCCAAGGGCAAAGGCGUACGAGGUCAUGGCAUGGGAAAUGGCUUCAGCAGACUCUGGCAUUGAACAUGUUAAACAUGGCUUGCACAUUCAACAAGAUAUCCUGGGCCGGUCCGUUGUCAAACAGCCUAUCCCAGAUGAUAAUCCAUUCGCUACACCCAACGCUCGCGCUACUCCCGACCACGGUACCAAACUCAGAAUUAUGCUUAUCCGUGCGAUGGAGCACGAACUGGACCUGGAAAAGGUAGCGCCUGAACGACAACUUAUGGCUAUGCAGCGCGCCGAGCUUGACAGAUACUAUGACAAGGUCUGCUCGGCUCAUCAGCAAUGGUGGAAAGCCACGAGAAAUACAUGA